UUUAAAUAACCCAUUUUGUGAUUAGUCUUCAAACAGCAAUGAUGAUUGAUUUCCUACACGUUAAAUCUUUCUUUUGGUAUAUCUUGGUAUUGUACUGUUUCAUGGUUGCUUUUACACAAGCUUCUAUUCACGAGGAGGCGUGUCAUAAUGGGGCCAACUGGUUUCAAGACAAUACAUGGACAAGUAGGGCCUGUGCAUAUGUGAAACAACGUUCGCAAUGGAGCACUCAUUAUUUCAGAGAAAUCUGUAUUUUGCAAGAUACUGACAUAGCCGAUUUCAAAUGGUGUUGCGAGAAUUCCUUUCAAUGCUCAAAAAACAGCCAAAGGCACUGAACCUUGAGCUUUCGAAAUUAACGGUCAUUAAAAU
Halteromyces radiatus is the source of this 366-nucleotide messenger RNA. RefSeq lists its product as uncharacterized. The record is from RefSeq and is a predicted model, not a curated record. NCBI's taxonomy places the organism in Eukaryota, Fungi, Mucoromycota, Mucoromycetes, Mucorales, Cunninghamellaceae. The transcript has a single exon. The coding region runs from base 39 to 332 and encodes 97 amino acids.